CUAGACACAUCCUCAAUAUCAGGAGACUGGGGCUGGCUAACAUACCCAUCACAUGGGUGGGAUUCCAUCAAUGAGAUGGAUGAGUAUUUCAGCCCCAUCCACACGUACCAGGUGUGUAACGUGAUGAGUCCCAGUCAGAACAACUGGCUGAGGACAGGCUGGAUCGCUCGUGACGGAGCCAGGAGGAUCUACAUUGAGGUCAAGUUCACCCUCCGGGACUGUAACAGCAUGCCUGGAGUCCUGGGAACCUGCAAGGAGACAUUUAACCUGUACUACUAUGAGUCAGACCGAGCGGUGGGCACGGCCAUAAAAGAGACCCAGUUCACCAAGAUCGACACCAUCGCUGCUGAUGAGAGCUUCACUGGAGUGGACCUGGGAGUCAGGAGACUCAAACUCAACACUGAGGUUCGAGGUGUGGGCCCCCUCACUAGACGAGGCUUCUACCUGGCCUUCCAGGACAUCGGGGCGUGCAUCGCCCUGACCUCUGUGAGGGUGUACUACAAGCGCUGCUCGGGCGUGGGCCGCAACCUGGCCGUGUUCACUGACGUGGUGACGGGCGCUGACUCCUCCUCCCUGGUGGAGGUCAGGGGUCAGUGUGUGGACCACGCCGAGGAGAGAGACACGCCCAAGAUGUACUGCAGCGCCGAGGGGGAGUGGCUGGUGCCCAUCGGGAGGUGUGUCUGCAGUGCGGGGUUCAAGGAGCACAGGGAGUCCUGCAUCGCGUGUGAGGUGGGUUUCUAUAAGCCAGUAGCAGGUGAUGGGUUGUGUGGGAAGUGUCCUCUACAAAGCCACUCAGAGACCAGAGCUGCCCUCUCCUGCCCCUGUGACUCCAGCCAUUACAGAGCCCCCACCGACACCCUUGCUGCACCCUGCACACGCCCCCCAACAGCUCCAGUAAACGUGAUAUCGUCAGUUAACGGGACGUCAGUGAAUCUGGAGUGGGGGCGACCGCUGGACUCUGGGGGUCGCAGUGACCUGCUGUACAGUUUGCUCUGUCAGAAGUGUUCUGGGGAGGGGGGGCAGUGUGAGGACUGUACAGCAGGGACAACCAUACCGGUGCGGUUCGUUCCCCGGCAGAGCUCUCUGACCGAACCCUGGGUGACUGUUCUAAACCUGGUUGCUCACGCCAACUACACCUUCCGCAUCCUAGCGAUGAAUGCAGUGACUCAUCUGAGCAACGAGCUGCCGCCCUUCGCCUCUGUCAACAUCACUACGAACCAGGCAGCCCCCUCCCAGGUAAUUGCGAUUCGACAAGAGAACGCAAGUCAGAAUAGUGUCACUCUGCUGUGGCACGAACCAGACCAGCCCAACGGAGUCAUACUGGAGUAUGACGUCAAAUACUACGAGAAGGAUAAGGAGCAGCAGAGUUACUCCACCCUGAAGGCCAAGGGGACCACGGCCCGGGUGUCUGGUCUGAAGCCCGGUACCAGGUACAUCUUCCAGGUCCGGGCCAGAACCUCGGCAGGCUGCGGACGCUUCAGCCAGAACGUGGAGAUCCAGACCGGGAAAGCAAUUCCUCUGCGCUACGACACUAUGACCAUCAUCUGGAUCUGUAUGGUCCUGGUCUCUGGCCUCGUCACCUUCCUGGCCAUCGUCAUCUGCAGGAAACGACACUGUGGCUAUAGCAAGGCCUUCCAGGACUCUGAUGAGGAGAAAAUGCACUACCAGAAUGGCCAUGGUGCGUUUGUAUUAUUAUUACUAGUCUAUUAUUACAUUUCCCUUCCUAUGUCAUUCCCCGACACACGUUUCUACAUCGAUCCACACACCUACGAGGACCCCUGCCAGGCCGUCCAUGAGUUUGCCAGAGAAAUUGAAGCUUCCAGGAUCAAACUGGAGAAAAUCAUUGGCUCAGGUGAGUUUGGGGAGGUGUGUUACGGGCGGAUGCGUCUCCCAGGGAAGAGAGACAUCCCGGUGGCUCUGAAGACGCUGAAGGCAGGAUACAGUGACAAGCAGAGGAGAGAAUUUCUGGCUGAGGCAUCAAUCAUGGCCCAGUUUGACCACCCUAACAUCAUCCACCUGGAGGGAGUGGUAACACGCAGUAAACCAGUCAUGAUCAUCACUGAGUACAUGGAGAAUGGAUCUCUGGACUCUUUCCUGAGGAGACAUGAUGGUCAGUUCACUAUAAUCCAGUUGGUGGGCGUGCUGCGUGGCAUCGCUGCAGGUAUGACCUACCUGGCAGACCUGGGCUACAUCCACCGCGACCUGGCAGCUCGUAACAUCCUGGUCAACAGCAACUUGGUGUGUAAGGUGUCUGACUUUGGCCUGUCUAGAGUCCUGGAGGACGAUCCCGAUGCAGCAUACACCACCAGCGGUGGUAAGAUUCCGAUCCGCUGGACAGCACCGGAGGCCAUCGCCUACAGGAAGUUCUCCUCAUCCAGUGACGUGUGGAGCUACGGCGUGGUCAUGUGGGAGGUGAUGUCAUACGGGGAGAGGCCAUACUGGAACCUCACCAACCGAGAUGUGAUAAAAUCAGUAGAGGAGGGCUACAGGCUGCCUGCUCCAAUGAGUUGUCCAGGUGCUCUACACACUCUCAUGCUGGACUGCUGGCAGAAGGAUCGGAACGAGAGGCCUCGCUUCUGCCAGAUUGUUACGGUUCUAGACAAGCUUAUCCGGAACCCGGAGAACCUUAAGUCCAUGGACACGCUGUGCAGGCUGGGGGUGACACUGAUGGGCCACCAGAAGAAGAUCAUGACCAGUGUACAGCUGAUGCGUGUUCAGGUGCUCAACAGGAGUGUGCCCUCAGUGCAUGUGUAA
Molecule: messenger RNA, 2754 nt
Organism: Salvelinus namaycush (lake trout)
Lineage: Eukaryota; Metazoa; Chordata; Actinopteri; Salmoniformes; Salmonidae
Product: ephrin type-A receptor 8-like
Exons: 18
Coding region: 76-2754 (892 amino acids)
Biological process (GO): axon guidance; protein phosphorylation; cell surface receptor protein tyrosine kinase signaling pathway
Cellular component (GO): plasma membrane; neuron projection
Molecular function (GO): ATP binding; transmembrane-ephrin receptor activity; protein binding
Source: RefSeq, a predicted model, not a curated record